AUAAAAGAAGAAGCUAGAAGACGAAAAAGUAAAUCGCAAUUUUUCGAGAUGAUACAAGAAAUAAGAAAAGUUGCCAAACAGCAAAACGAUACGAAGACUCCAAAUUCGGACGAGGUAGAAGUCCGUCUGACAUCGCCUUCCGAGCAGGAUACAGACGACGGAAUUGAACAAGUUAUUGUACAUUCUGAAGAGAAUUUCGAUAAGUCCAGGUACCGUAAACACGCCGAUGAUCCCAGACGUAUCAUUCCAUUAAAACACGAACCGUAUUCAGACGAUAGCGUCAACGUCAGGACAAAGUUAAUAGAGUCUUACCAAUCGGAUUCCGAACUCAGCAUUGUAUCCACGUGCCCAACUACAUCCUCUUUAAGCUCAGUAUCCAUGGAUCAUCAUGGUUACAGUGUCAUCAUAAGUUUAAGUUUAAACGAUUUAACCAAGAUCCCGAAAGAUUGCAACGGUGCGCCAUUGAAGAGUAGCAAGCAAAGAGUUUGGUCUUUCGACGAUCUCACUUUCCUGAAAAGGGGUUUGGAUUCGGAAAACGAGCAGAAUGAGCAGAAGUCAUCCAACGAUUAUCUCGAAGAAUAUCCAAUAAGAAGAUACGACGAGUUAAGGUUAUACUCGAUGACCAAAGAGGAUAUCAUCAGAUUGUGGCAGACGUCGGAACGAACGUUGAUGAACCGAUUACAAGAAGCUUUAAGAGAAAAGAAAUCUUUGGAAGAGAAAUUGGCUUUUAUCCAAAAGACACUUAUCAAGUCGCCAUGAAGAUUGUAGCAAAUUUCUUUUUUUAGGAAAACAGUUUUAAGUAGCUAGGAGAAAUUUUUUCUAGGAAAUCAGUUCCUGAAUUUUUUUGCAUUAUAUAACAGAAAAUAACGGCAGAAAUACUGAAAAAAACGUUAAAUACUGCUUUUUCUAUUAGUUGUCUUCUUACAAUAUACAUAUCUCUAGCAUUUACUGCCAAGGAAUGAAAAUAAUAAAAAAACAAAAAACAAAAAACCCAAUCUUCUUGCACUAAUCUACAAUAAUGCACACUGUCCGUCCAUUAAAAAAAAAGAUAUAAAGCUUUCUUUCUUGGUUUAUAAAUUAUAUAUAUAUAUACAGUAAUAUAUAUAUAUAUACAGUAUAUAUCAAUAUUACUAGUCGAAUUUUGUGUAAUAUAAGUGAUCGAGAUUGUAUAUAGAUAAUCUUUUGGAAUAAAAUAAAAAAUAUUAGAGUUAGUUAUAUACAUCAAAGCAAUAAAAAUUGUAUUAAGAAACUAUAUAUAUAUACACAAAAAUUAGUAAUAUUAGAAUUGUGUAAAAUGUAUGAAAACAUGGCAACCAGUUAUAAAUGUGGUAAAGAUGGAGCGGGAUUUUUUUCAAGUUUUACCAUUAUUUAAGCUUUCGUAUAUUUUUUUUUCAAAAUAAGAUUUCAACUUACAGUUUGGAAUUAUACACCUAAAAUUUUAAAAAAGAAAAUGUUUUCUUGGCGCUAGUAAGAAAAUCUCAUUUAUGAAAAGUUGAGGUGUUUACAGAGAAUAGGAUUAAAAAUUUUUUUCAAGAUUUAACGUGGGAUGUUUUAUUUAAAAAUUUGAUCGAAAAUCGAUGUGAAUAGUCUCUCUUCUCUUUUGUUAGAAUGCUCUUAUUGUUAAACGCAUAUUUUUACUGGGAAAUGAAGGCAUAAAAGGAUGGUAACAUCAACCAUACUCGUAAAUUCUGCUUAAAUUGCAAAGUGCCACUAAGUAGUUUCGAAUUGUCUACAUAAAGUAAAUUUAUAUUCUGUCGUGUUUUGAAUAUUAUUAAGAGAAAGAAAAGAUGACUUUUAAGUAGACCAUAGUAAAAAAAAACAUUCGCUUGAAAAAUCAUAUAAUCUUACGAUUUUUUGGCGACUGUCCAUCGAGAUAGAAUAACGGUGGAUGCUUGUGCCUCGAGGAAUUUAAACAUUUGAUCGUACGAGUUGAAAUAUACAAUAUUUUAGCAUAAAUAAAGGUAAGUUUUUAAAUCCAAAAAUAGCUUAGAAUAAUAUUUUAUCUUCAAAUAUACUAAGCCAUCUUUGCUUGGGAAUUUAAACCAUGAAUAUACUGCGUCAAGUUUAAUGUCAUGAAACUCUUCAAAUUUAAACUUAAGCGUUUUAAUUAUGAAAAUUUCAAUGUUAAUAAUUAAAUUUAAGAUAAAGUUACAAAACUAUGUUUUGUUUAUAUAUUAAUAUAUAUUAAAUUCAAAAAACCUAGUUGCAAUGCACUGAGAGUUUGGGUGUUAUCACAGCAAAUGUUUAAAUUGGCAUCGGGAAUUUGACUCGUUAAUGAGAUCUUUGACUACUUAAACUUGCAUUUAGAUCAUAAAUUGAAUUUUAAUCAUGAAAAUUUACAUUUUAAACUCGAGAAUAAACUAGAAUAAUAUGUUUUGUACAAUAUUGUUAAGUUUUAUAAUCUGUAGAAUGAUGAUGAUCGGUGUUAAUAUCAAGAUCCUUGCUGAGUUGUAUUUAAUAUGCCGUCGCGUUUAA
Centruroides sculpturatus (bark scorpion) is the source of this 2475-nucleotide messenger RNA. RefSeq lists its product as uncharacterized. The transcript is spliced from 2 exons. The record is from RefSeq and is a predicted model, not a curated record. Lineage: Eukaryota; Metazoa; Arthropoda; Arachnida; Scorpiones; Buthidae. The coding region runs from base 49 to 759 and encodes 236 amino acids.